CCUAGGCAACAUUUUAAAAAUAAUUUUAGUUUUAAGUUUUUCAUCUAAUAUUUGAUCUUUAUUUUAGCUUUUUCAAUUAACGAAAAUUCAUAGAUUUAGCUGACAAUAACUAAAACUAGUUAGCAAAUAACAUUUGUGUGUGUGUGUGUGUGUGAAAGAAUUAAGUGCAAAAAUAAGCUUUUACAUUUCUACUUCUCAAUUUUCUAUUAACAUUAUUUAUUAUUUAAAGGAUUAUUGUCAAUGAAAAACAUUUACAUGAAUUAUUCAGUGAAAAAUGCUUAUUAUUUGAUCUGUAAAAUCCUCUCAAUCUUUUUUUUGGGGGGGGUGUUUGACAACUUCAUUCAUAUUCAAAACAUUAUUGAUUUGAUACAUCUUAAUUUAUAGCCAACUGUUGCAUUUUCUGUGAUUUACUCUCAAAAGAAUCAGGCAAAAACAUACUGCAAUCAAACCAUGUCUGAAAUCUACCUGCUUCCAAAUGUUUCAAGAUUUCCUCUUCACCGUGUUAGGUCAAUGUCUGUGAUAUUCACAGUUAUUGUGCCUUGUAGAGCAUGGCCACGCCCAUAUCCUGACACCUGGCAUGUGAUUGGCCAGUAUCCUGAAUCCCAGCAACAGCUCUUGGGUGUCUCCUCCCCCUUUUUGUCUCCACAAAGAGCUCAGCGCUGAAUGAAGUGAAUCAGCCUCAGACUGCUAGAAUAGUAAGAACCUUUUCUCCCCGUCUGUCUCUCUCGCUCUCUCCGUCUGUCUCUUCACUCCCAUCUCUCCCUCUCUCUCUCCAUUUGUCCUCCUCUCUCUCACACACACACACAGACACACGGCAUUAUAUGCUAUCCGUCUAUCCAUCCAUCCAUCCAUCCAUCCAUCCCGUGCACAGCCCAGUGAGGGAUCAGCUAGACAGAGACAAGCAACAGAUCAUGUUCUCAGAAGCAGAUCCAGCACAGCUCUGAGACAUCAGCCUCUGAGAUGAGACUCCAUACAUCCUAAUUCUCUGUCCUGAAGACCUGGACAGAAACAAAACAAAACAAGGACUUUGCAGACACCAAAAGAAGUCUGGACAUUAUAUCUUCACAGGAUUCUUGAACCCAAACCAGGUCCACAGGGACGUACGAGGGUGCUUCGGCGUUUGUUUUUCUCUCUUUUUUCGUGGCUGGCGAAGGGGCCGGUGAAAGUUAGCCAAGACGCCGCGUGCCGUGCUCCGCGUGAAGAAUGCCCAGGCGCGCCUGCCCAAGCCUGUGGACACGGCGCCGGCACCCACGCCGGGCCUUUACAUGGAGCGGUCACAGAGUCGCAUCAGCUUGUCCGCGUCCUUUGAGGCCCUGGCCAUCUACUUCCCCUGCAUGAACUCCUUCGAUGAGGACGAUGGCGACCCAGAGGGCCGCAGGCUAAAGAGCAUUCAGAGGAGUACAGAGACAGGUCUGGCCGUAGAGAUGCCCAGUCGUACGGUCCGGCAGGCGAGCCACGAGUCCAUAGAGGACAGCAUGAACAGCUAUGGCUCAGAGGGAAAUCUGAACUACAGUGGAAUGUGUUUGGCAUCAGAUGCUCAGUUUAGUGACUUUCUGGAUGGGAUGGGGCCGGCUCAGUUUGUGGGGAGACAGACACUAGCCACAACUUCAUUGGGAGAUGUUGAGAUCGGUCUGAUGGAGAGGAACGGGCAGCUGGAGGUGGAGAUCAUUCAGGCUCGAGGACUCAUCAUGAAGCCUGGAUCUAAGGGCCCUCCAGCGGCCUACAUUAAAGUGUACCUUCUGGAAAAUGGCAUCUGCAUUGCCAAAAAGAAGACAAAGUCUGUUCGGAAAUCGCUAGAUCCCCUUUACAAUCAAGUCCUUGUUUUUUCAGAGAGCCCGCAGGGAAAGGUUGUACAGGUCAUUGUUUGGGGAAACUACGGCCGGAUGGAUCGCAAAUGCUUUAUGGGCGUGGCACGCAUCCUAUUGGAGGAGCUGGAUUUGACAAACAUGGUGAUUGGCUGGUACAAGCUUUUCCCCACCUCUUCUAUGGUGGAUCCCACAAUGGCGCCGCUGAUCCGACACUCCUCACAGCUCUCUCUGGAGAGCACCGUGGGGCCGUGCUGUGAACGCUCCUAAGACUAACAACUCAACUAGAUUUAUUUUUCUCUGGAAGGGCUCUCACAGCCCCUGGUUGUGCAUGACUGCAGCACUGGAACCCUCUGGAAUGUUCUAGAAUCUCUUCAGAACAUAAUAGCCUUUCUGGAAUAUUCCAGAAUCGACCACAGAGGGAAUGCUCUUUUUCAGCCUCAGAGAAAAAGACUUCAGGACAGGCAAAGAAUGCAGACCAAACGUCUGGGCUUUAUUUUAGCUUUCAACACAUUAGCUUGUGAUGGUCCGUAUGUCUUUCAGAGGAAAUGUCCUCAAUUUAGAAUUGAUUUCCAGAAAACAGGCCAAUAUUUGUGGGUGCUGCAACGGAUUGAUUCCUAUUAGAUGAAGCGGAUGGGCUUGUGCAAUAUGACAUACGAUAGAAAGAAGAAUGUAUCGGUAAAAAAGUGCGGGUUUGCAUUCGUUAUCUUGCGUAAUUAACAAUACAGGAAUAGAUAUAUGUCUUAAAAAGAUUCAAUAUGUGUAGUUUGACAAGAGUCAAUGAUCUUUUUCUGUUCGUGUCUCUUCUGUUUCGUCUUUCUCAUUACUGAACAGUGCCAAUGUUGCCAGCAAGUGGCUUUAUUUGUGGUUAGUGUCUAUAUUCAGUGACUAGAUGCUUUAUGAAUCAAUAAUCUAGCCAGACACAAAUUUGAAAAGAGAGAUGAUAAUUGUCCACAAUCUUUUCCCGAGGUAACAGUGAUUCCAGAUGAGGAAUGUUGAUGUCACUGUACAUUUUUCCACACUAAUAGUUUAUGGAAAAAAGAAAAUGGAUGCAAGACACUUCAGUAACAUAUGAUUAUAGAGUGCUUAUGGAAUAAAUGUCAGUAAAAUAUAUACUUACAGUUAUAACUGCAGUAGUGGCCAACAGGAUUUUAAUGGCUGAUACCGAUAUCUAGAGAGUGAUAAAAAGUAUAUAUGAUAUAUACAUAUGUAAUAACAAAUGACAAAUAUAUGAAAAAGAAAAUGUAUGCUAUCUAUCAACAAAGUUGUGACACUAUGUGGAAUGACCACUUCUGUAAAUCGGCCAAUUGGACCAAAAAUGGCCAAAUACUGGUCAAAUUAAUCAGCCUGCUCGAUAGAUAUUUAACAGUCUAUCAGUAAUUAUAAAAAGAUCAUUUCAUUUUGCACUUUAUAAUCUUAAAUGUCUUUCUUACAAGCAACCGCUAGUUUGGCAUAAGCCAAAGUUAAUUUUCUUCUUUAUAUCAUUAUAUUAUUUGUGACUUCAGGAUGCAGAAUCUUUAGUAGCAAUGAUAAGGUCGUAGCAUUAGAUAGUAGCAUACGCAUGAAAGGCAUCUUAGUUUGCCACGAUCUAAUGAGAAUUUGCAUGGAAUUGGAUUAUAGAGCGUUUUCGCUGGCAGUCGAGCAAACAUGUAGCAGCGAAUGAUCAAACAAAUACUGUUACACUGCACAGAGAAAUACUCUGUGCCAUCUUUAUUAAUAAAUAAUACUGAUACAAUUUCUAUUCAUCUGAAAUGCUGAAAAGCAAGACAUUUAUACAUGCUAGCACAGAAAACUUAAUGGAAGAAAACAGCAUUCUACAUAGACAAGACUUUUUAUGUCCAGCAUAACAAUAUGACUAUUUGUGAAGGAAAUACAAGAGUUACCACUAGACAAAAGGAUUUUUUAAAAGAUUUAUUCCUCUCUGAGAGUGAUUAUUUCAAUUAACGCUGAAAAACAUACCUCAAACACCCUCAACAUAAUCAUGUUGUUAAGGCCAUAUAAAGCACUGCCACAUUCUUCUCGAAGAAUUAAAUGUUCAUUGUCUUAAAAAGCAAUAACUAAAUCAAUUUUUGCUCACUUUAUUUGUUACAGGGAGUAAAGCCAGACUGUCUCUGCAUUACAUUAGAAACUUCUGCAUCCAUGUAGCAAUAUAGUAGAUACUCAGUUUUAGACGAAGCGCUGAAUGUCUGAGAUCCUCAAGAAUUUAGUGCCAAAAAAGGGUGCAUUUCAAAGAUGUGUUGAUGGGCUAAAAGAAUUGAAUGUUUUGGAAAAGCUUAAAGAAGCAAUGUAGUGAUUAGCACUGUAUAUUAAAGGUACACUAAGUAACUUUUGGCCCUCUAGCAGUUAAAAAAAACAAAACUCCAUGCAAUUUGUGGAAAAACUUUGCUUCGGCUCUGCGUGACUGUGCGGAUGAAUAUGGUUAUCCUACUGUUCGUAAAACAUUCACUACUCAGCUUAAGUAUGGAAGCUUGUUUCUGCUAUGAAAUCAAAAAUAAAAAAUGUAAUGGCGACUUUUUGUCUCACAAUUUUGACUUUUUUCCUCGCAAUUGCGAGUUAUAAAGUCAGAAUUGACAGUUUUAGUCAGA
Molecule: messenger RNA, 4390 nt
Organism: Megalobrama amblycephala (Wuchang bream)
Lineage: Eukaryota; Metazoa; Chordata; Actinopteri; Cypriniformes; Xenocyprididae
Gene: rims4
Product: regulating synaptic membrane exocytosis 4
Exons: 6
Coding region: 1266-2075 (269 amino acids)
Biological process (GO): positive regulation of synaptic transmission; regulation of synaptic plasticity; regulation of membrane potential
Cellular component (GO): presynaptic membrane; cytoskeleton of presynaptic active zone
Molecular function (GO): small GTPase binding; transmembrane transporter binding
Source: RefSeq, a predicted model, not a curated record